Messenger RNA from Aspergillus calidoustus, 3138 nucleotides. The record is from the annotation of a GenBank genome assembly. Lineage: Eukaryota; Fungi; Ascomycota; Eurotiomycetes; Eurotiales; Aspergillaceae.
AUGGGCUCCUCAUCACCGGCCCUCUCGACCCUCGGUGGUCCUACAUAUGUGACUGCCCAGACCCUAAUUCAGCAGGUCGCCUACGCCCUGAGCGACAAGAUCUUCUCCUACUCGCCGGAGUCGUUUGAUCUGGACGCUGCCCUUCGCGAAUGGGCUUCGAAGAAGGAUGCCAAUGCCAAUGGCGAGGCACCUGCCGUUCAGGCCAUGGAGACUCGCCAGGGUGCUGGUAACAUCGCUCUCGGAUACCUCUUCUCUCAGGAUUUCGACCUGAAGAAGCGCCACGUCCCCCAGGGCAUUGUCGCCUCGUCCGCGACUUUGCCGUAUAUGCGAGCCGCUCUGGAGCAACUCUCCCUUCUAUACUCUGUCGCUAGCCCCGUUGCUGCCCACGUUGCCGCUGUUGACUACGCCGGCGAGGAUGGCCUCGUCUCCGACUAUGUCUCUGCGCUUUCACUCGCUGAAGAGCUCGGACUCGGUCUUGUCUCAAGCGCCUCUGUUCACGAGUCCCAGCAUAUGGCUCUCCUGACCACACUGCUCGCCUCCGUUCUUCCAUCUAUCCACAUUUACGACGGCGUCCGUGUUGGACGUGACAACACCCGCGUCAUCGAUGUCCUCGACCAGGCUGGCCUCAGCCGUGCCUAUGUGAAUGUGCGCAAGACUUUGGAAGACCAGCGGAGCCGCCACCUCGAUGACCAAGGCAAGCUCCUUGAACUGAUCCGCUCGUUGAACGGAGAGCUUGGCACUGAUUAUAGUGCUUUCGAGUACCACGGCCAUGCUGAGCCCACCUCUGUCCUGGUUGCUUUCGGUACCGUUGAGGCAUCACUCACUGCCCAAGUUGCCCGUUCUCUAGCCAAGGAUGGCGUGCGUGUUGGUGUUGUCAACGUCCGCGUGUACCGCCCCUUUGUCGAGGAGGAGUUCUUGAAGGUCCUGCCGCAGUCUGUCAAGACUGUUGGUGUUCUCGGCCAGGUCGCUACUGAGCAGGCUGUGCAAGACCAGGGCAUCCGCUCCACUCUUUACGAGGAUGUUUUUGCCGCUCUGACCUUCGCCACUGACCGGGAGCAGACUCCCGCUGUCGUGGACAUCAAGUACGCUCGCUCUCAACGUUGGGACUUGAUCAACAUUGCUGCGUCUUUCCAGCUCGUUUCCGACAAGCCAAUUGUUCAGGCCGACAGCACCGCCGAGACUCUUCAGCUUCUGGACCCAUCCACAGUGCAAGAAUUCACCUUCUGGGAUGUCGACACUUCCGCUUCUAACGAUGCUGCUACCAUCCUAUCGCAGGCUCUGGCUGCUGACUCUGCAAGCAAUGUCACUACCAGCAAGGUGUACGAUAACCUCAUCCAGGGCGGAGCUGUUCGCGUCGAUAUCCGCAAGAGCUCCAAGAUCGUCGAUGCUCCCUACCCUGUUUCUGCAGCUGAUGCCAUUUAUGUCGGCGACGUGAAGCUGCUCGGAGAGAUUGACAUCCUGUCCUCCGUCAAGGACAACGCCAAGGUCAUUGUCAACGUGGCCGGCGUCAAGGAGGAGGACCUGGAGAAGAAGCUGCCUGCUAGCUUCAGACAGACCGUCGCUGAGCGUGACAUCUCCCUCCACAUCCUUGACCCUUCUGCCGUUGAGGAUGCCGCCCUCGAGCCUCUUGCCCUACAGGUUGCCUUCUUGCGAGUAGCCCUCCCCUCCGUUGAGGACUCCGCAGUCAAGAAGCUUGCCUCUAUCUCUGGCAACACCGAGUCUCUGCAGAAGGUCAGCGCGGAUCUGGAGAAGGUCCUCCGCCAGGCUGAGAUUCCUGAAGCUUGGAAGACUUCCGAGGAGGGCGCCGAGGCCCGUGAGCUCCUGAAGGAUGUCACCCCCAACAGCUUCGCGCCGUUCGACAAGGACGAGACUGAGCCUGCAACCUUCCUCAAGGAUUGGCAGACCGUGGCCAAGGGCUUGGCUUUCAAGGAGGCCUACGGCGCCAGGUCUGCUCUUCGUCCUGACUUGUCUACCAAGAGCUUCACCGUUCACGUCAAGGAGAACAGGCGCCUGACCCCUGUGACCUACGACCGCAACAUCUUCCACAUCGAAUUCGACCUGGGUGACUCUGGCCUCACGUACGACAUCGGUGAAGCCCUUGGCGUGCACUGUGAGAACGACCCUCAGGAUGUCCUUGACUUCAUCAAGUUCUACGGUCUCAACGCAGACGACGUGGUCGAAGUCCCCAGCCGCGAGGAUCCCGCUGUUCUCGACAACCGCACCGUCUACCAGGCCCUCAUGCAGAAUUUGGACAUCUUCGGUCGCCCACCCAAGCGCUUCUACGAAGCUCUCGCCGAGUUCGCCACCGACGAGAACGAGAAGAAGGAUCUCCUCACCCUCGGCGGCCCCGAAGGUGCCGUGGAGUUCAAGCGCCGCGCUGAAGUGGACACCAUCACCUACGCCGACAUUCUCCUUGAAUAUCCCUCCGCCCACCCCGACUUCCACGAGCUCAUUCGCAUCGUCAGCCCCAUGAAGCGCCGUGAGUACUCUAUCGCCUCCUGCCAAAAGGUCACCCCUACGACCGUCGCCCUCAUGAUCGUCGUCGUCAACUGGGUCGACCCCCGCGGCCGCGACCGCUUCGGUAUCUCCACCCGCUACCUCUCCCGCCUGCAACCCGGCACCCCCGUGACCGUCUCCGUCAAGUCCAGCGUCAUGAAACUCCCCCCCAAGUCCACCCAGCCUAUCAUCAUGGCCGGUCUCGGAACGGGUCUCGCCCCCUUCCGCGCCUUCGUCCAGCACCGCGCCCUCGAAAAGGCCCAAGGCAAGGAAAUUGGCGCCGUUCUGCUAUACAUGGGCUCGCGCCACCAGCGCGAGGAAUACUGCUACGGUGAGGAGUGGGAAGCCUACCAGGAGGCCGGUGUCAUCACUCUCCUUGGCCGUGCGUUCUCUCGCGACCAGCCGCAGAAGAUCUACAUCCAGGAUCGCAUGCGCCAGACCAUUCCCGAGAUCAUCCAGGCAUAUAUCCGCGAAGAGGGAGCGUUCUACCUCUGCGGUCCUACUUGGCCUGUUCCUGAUGUUACUGCUGUUCUCGAGGAGGCUAUUGCUGCCGAGGCGUAUAGCAGGGGCAAGAAGGUCGAGACCCGCAAGGAGAUUGAGAAGUUGAAGGAUGAGGAGAGAUAUGUUCUUGAGGUCUACUAA